Molecule: messenger RNA, 1858 nt
Organism: Hibiscus syriacus
Lineage: Eukaryota; Viridiplantae; Streptophyta; Magnoliopsida; Malvales; Malvaceae
Product: lycopene epsilon cyclase, chloroplastic-like
Exons: 11
Coding region: 106-1710 (534 amino acids)
Biological process (GO): carotenoid biosynthetic process
Molecular function (GO): oxidoreductase activity, acting on paired donors, with incorporation or reduction of molecular oxygen
Source: RefSeq, a predicted model, not a curated record
AGAAGGAGCAACAAAGAAAAUAAACGCAAACAAGAAGCCGGUUUUAGUUAAAAAUUGUAGAGUUGGUUGCACUUAAAGAAAACAAAGAUUCAUGCUUUUUGUUCCAUGUUUCUGUUAGUUUCGAAGGUGAUGGUAAUGGAGUGUGUUGGAGCUCGGAACUUCGCCGCAAUUGCAGUUCCUACGUGUGCCUUGUGGAGGAGAAGCCUGACGAGGACUAAAAUAGCGUUUCCGACUCAUCAUCGGUCUAUUUCCCUUAAGGUGAGAGCUAUUGGAGCCAGCAGCGAGAGCUGCGUUGCGUUCAAGGAAGACUUCGCCGACGAAGAAGAUCUCAUAAAGGCCGGUGGCUCUGAGCUUCUCUUCGUUCAAAUGCAACAGAAUAAGGAAAUGGAUAAACAAUCCAAAUUAGCGGAUAAGUUACCGCCUAUAUCAAUUGGAGAGAACGUGCUGGACCUUGUGGUCAUUGGUUGUGGUCCAGCCGGUCUUGCUCUUGCUGCUGAGUCGGCUAAGUUGGGUUUAAAUGUUGGACUAAUUGGCCCUGAUCUUCCUUUCACCAACAAUUAUGGGGUCUGGGAAGAUGAGUUUAAAGAUCUUGGACUUGAAAGAUGUAUUGAGCAUGUUUGGCGGGAUACCAUUGUAUACCUUGAUGAUGAUAAGCCUAUUAUGAUCGGUCGUGCUUACGGACGCGUUAGUCGACACUUGCUUCACGAGGAGUUGUUGAGGAGGUGUGUUGAGUCAGGUGUAAUGUAUCUUAACUCAAAAGUAGAGACAAUUGUUGAAGCUACCGAUGGUCAUAAUCUCGUGGCUUGUGAACACAAUCGUGUUGUUCCAUGCAGGCUUGUUACUGUUGCUUCAGGAGCAGCUUCAGGUAAAUUGUUGCAAUACAAGGUAGGGGGUCCGAGAGUCUCCGUUCAAACAGCUUAUGGCAUCGAGGUUGAGGUGGAGAACAAUCCUUAUGAUCCCAGCCUGAUGGUUUUCAUGGAUUAUAGAGACUAUGCUAAACAAGAAGUUCCAGCUUUAGAAGCACAAUAUCCGACAUUUCUUUAUGCCAUGCCCAUGUCUUCAACGAGAGUUUUCUUUGAGGAAACCUGUUUGGCUUCAAAAGAUGCCAUGCCUUUUGAUUUAUUAAAGAAGAAGCUCAUAUCAAGGUUAGAGACCAUGGGAAUCCGGAUUUUAAAAGUUUAUGAAGAGGAGUGGUCUUACAUCCCAGUUGGCGGUUCCUUACCGAACACAGAGCAGAAGAACCUUGCAUUUGGUGCUGCUGCAAGCAUGGUGCAUCCUGCUACUGGCUAUUCGGUUGUCAGAUCAUUAUCAGAGGCUCCAAAUUAUGCUUCUGUAAUUGCAAAUAUCCUAAAGAAGGAUUCUAAUGGCUUGCAUACCAGUGCAAGAAACAAUGGGAACAUCUCAAUGCAAGCUUGGAAUACUCUUUGGCCACUAGAAAGGAAACGUCAGAGGUCCUUCUUUCUCUUUGGACUAGCACUCAUACUGCAACUAGACAUCGAAGGCAUUCGAACGUUCUUCCAUACAUUCUUCCGUUUGCCGAGUUGGAUGUGGCAAGGAUUUCUUGGUUCUACUCUUUCCUCUGCCGAUCUCGUCCUGUUCGCGUUUUAUAUGUUCGUCAUAGCGCCUAACGAUAUGAGAAUGUCCCUUGUGAAGCACUUGAUGUCGGAUCCAACAGGAGCAACUAUGAUAAGAACAUAUCUCACUAUAUAGUACCUUUUGUAUUACUUACCUCGUUUUGAUUGUGCUUUUCAGUUGCUAUUCCUAGCUAAUCCACCAUGAAAAUAAAUAGGCAUUGUAUAUUAUUCAUACUUCUGCAUGAGUAUCUUCUUUGGUUAAAAUACAAUGCACAUUUUUGUUC